AUGUCUUUGUCGCCUGUGUGUGCGGAAUGAUAACGCAGUUUUUUAAAACGGUUUCAUCCGGCUACACUUUUAUACAUGUAAGUCGGCUACCUGUUUAGUGUAUGACGGCACGCCUAACUGUCACAGCUGUAUUGGGUUGAGGGAGAUCGGGAUAUAAGAUAUCCAGUAUGGCCUCCAAUGGUACCUACAGUCUUGAAACAGGUGAUCAUACUGGUAACCAAGAACCACGCGGUGACCGACGCUCGGCAGGGUCAGUAUCAACAUUCAAGAGCACUCUGUGCCACCAGAUAUCAGGUGUCAUUAUUUUCGCCAUUGGUUUGGUAACUGGAAUUAUUAUUGGAAUCUAUGCUGUGAAGCCCAUGGGUGAUUCCCAAUGCAAUGUUAUGACCACUCCGGCUCCAGUUCAAGUUAUGGUAACAGCUCCUGUUCAACCUUCAUCGAACAAAACAUCCAUUCCAACCUGCCCUGCAGAUAACGCACCGACCAGAUCCAGUAGAUCCGAAGACAAGGGGCCAUUUGAACUGCUGUCUAAAGAAGAAAUGAACAUUAUCAAAAAUUUCAUGAAAACUCAAGGUCUUAUUUCAGUGACAGAUGGAAAACCUACUCUGAAGGAUAGCUACAUCUAUGGCAUAUCUCUCUACGCUCCAUAUAAAUCAGAGGCCCUCAACCACCUCGAUAAAGGGGGUCCCAAUCCAGGCAGGUACGCAGAUGUCCACGUUCACAGAGGCAACAUAGCUGUUCCAGACUUGAUGGAAUACAGGGUCGGACCUCUUGGUGGUGCGAUGACAGCUCAGGCUAUGUACAGAGAUGGGGAACUCCCUUACAAUAGUCGACCCAGAGAUGGCAUUGAAUUUGAAGGAAUCGCUGAACAAGUCUUUCUCGCAAUGACCACACUACGCCCCUUACUUCAGGAGAGCUUUGACGGGGGAUAUACCCCUAACGGAGGAAUUGACUUCCAUGCACAAGCUCCGCCAGGUCUUGAUCCAAAUGAAAGGGAAACACGGUUUGUGUUGGGUUUGACGACAGACGGCUUGGGUCGCGGGCGAGAUUUAAACUUUUUACCGCUCACGGGAACUGUUCACAAUCCAGGAGUGAAUACUAACACCUGGUACACACACAGCUUUUACUAUUUAGACCAAGGACCUUUCCCAACAGCCGACGCUCUACUGUCUGCCUACAACAACGGAACACUCAGAAAAUUUGCCCUGCCAAGAGGUUUCCGCCAAUCACUGUUUUCAACCUCUUAUCCAAAACAAAACAAUGAUAAACCGAGGGACUACUCUGACAGACCUCCACCCAGGUCAUAUCCUCCAUCUGGUCCACGAUUUACAAUCCAUGACCACACGGUGAAAUGGAUGGACUGGGAAUUUGUUGUUGGCAACAGCCAGUUCCGUGGCCCAAGUAUCUAUAAUGUUAAAUUUAAGGGAGAAAGGAUUGUUUAUGAGAAUUCCCUCAACGAAGCAACCUUAACCUACGCAUCAGACGUGACUUCAGGAGCAAAUACAAUCUAUCUUGAUGGUACUUUCGGCCUGGGAGAGGUCCAGGAUGUCAUACUCGGAGUUGAUUGUCCUUUCCAUUCCACCCUUGUCGAUGCAUCAUGGUUUUCCGGUUAUAGUCAGACUCCCAUUACAGCUAAAGCCAUAUGUAUAUUUGAAACAGUCGGCGAAGAUGCUCUGUGGAGACGAAAGGGCAUGUUCGCUGCUGGGUUGGCUAACAAUUAUCUUGUUGUUAGGUUUGCAUAUCCCAUUGGUAACUAUGACUAUUCUUUUGAUUUUCGAUUUUUCUUAGAUGGGUCCCUUAAAACAGAAGCAGCUGCGUCUGGGUAUAUUCAUUCGAGCUUUUGGGAUCAGGAUGAUGCACGUGCUGGACAAUCGAAAUCGACUGAUGCAUUUGGGUAUAAAAUCGGAACAUAUACACACGGUGCACUCCACGAUCAUACUUUUGGUUUCAAGGUCGAUAUGGACAUUCUUGGUACCAACAACAACUUUGACAUUAUUAAGUGGAAAGCUGGGGAUGUACUGGGGGCCUUGAAGACACAAGCCAAUGUCAGUGAGAAGCCUCCUUAUUUCCUGUAUAAUGAAACAAGGUAUGUGGAAUGGGAAACCCUAGCAACGGAAUCUGGUCUGAAAAUCGAUAUGAUUAAUCCCGAAUUUUGGACGGUCACGAGUGAGAACAAAAACAGGUGGGGAGUGAAAAGAGGGUACAGAAUUCUUCCUGAAACCAUGGCAGUACAGGUCCUACCUGAUACACAUCCAGUUAUGAAGGCUUCAUCUUACACAAAGUACCACUGCAUUGUCACCAAACACAAUGAUACAGAGCGAUUCAUCUCUGGAACAUAUGACCUUAACCGAUUGGCUGACCCGAUGGGCUCCAUUGAGAACUUCAUUAACAACGAACCAAUCAACAAUACGGAUUUGGUCACGUGGCUGGUAGUUGGCUUUCUGCACAUACCGACAGCUGAAGAUUUCCCGAUAACUAUUGGGGCGAAGUCAAGCUUUACCUUAAAACCCUGGAACUAUUUUGACAGAACGUCAACUUUUGACAUGCCCCAGUUCUUGGAUACGAGAGAUCACUCCUUCACUGAGAGGCCACCUUCUCCGAAAUCCUGUGUUGAGAAGAAGACACGAGACUGCUACUUUUGUAACUAACAUAUCUGCAGCUGCUUCCGUUAUUAUACUCACACUACUAUACCUGUGCACUACUGAUGAGAAUAAUAUGGCAGUUACAUUAUCGGAAGUCAUAUCCCUUUAUUAAUCCAUCAUUAGCUCACCUGUAUACUGACUCUGAGCCGACCAGUCCUUGUUUUAGCCCCUUCAUGCCGAGCGCCAGACAGUGUAACAAUAAGUACCAUCUUUUAACGCCUUUUGGUAUGACGCGGCCGGGGAUCGAACCCCGGACCUUCCGCUCUCCGGGCGGACACUCUACCUCUAGACCACGUCAAAGUGACGCAUGGUCUGUCCUUCAUAAGAUCCAUCUGACCAUUAUUCUGCCAUCACGUAUCAUUGUCAAAAUCUCCUCUUAAAUCAUAUGGUUUAUAAAGCUGAAGUUGUCUAUGAAUGAUCCCAGAACCGCUAUUAUCUUCGAAAACCUCUGACACAACCUUUAACAUGACUGCCAUGCAACCAUGCUAGAAAUGUCACUGUGCUCUGUACUCGGCUUUUCUGCUUUCAUCUUCAUGAAAUAUAGAGUAAUAUGAUGUAUGCAGAAUAACAUAUACCUUUUCACGGAAUAUUUCGUGUGUAUUUUUAUCUAAUACAGUGAACUACGGUUAUAAAAAAACACAAAGGGACCACUAAUUAUUUUCUAUAUAACCGUAGUUUGUUAUAAGCAUAUAUACAGCAUACAUACAACAAAUGACCGGGACUAAAAAUAAGUUCAUUAUAUAGGUCAGUUCGUUAUAACCGUUCGUUAUAAACGUAGUUUACUCUGUGUGUCUUCUGAUUUCCGUUUAUCUGUGUAGCUAUCUUUAUUGCAUUUGCAACCCUGUAUUUAGAAGUAUUCACGGUAAAACGUUUCCCAUACUUAAACAUAAGAAUGAAAAUAUCGAAGCAUGUGUUAGAGAGGAAAAUAUGAAUAAAAGCGACAAAUCCCUUUCCAAA
Molecule: messenger RNA, 3599 nt
Organism: Haliotis rufescens (red abalone)
Lineage: Eukaryota; Metazoa; Mollusca; Gastropoda; Lepetellida; Haliotidae
Product: membrane primary amine oxidase-like
Exons: 2
Coding region: 168-2648 (826 amino acids)
Biological process (GO): amine metabolic process
Cellular component (GO): plasma membrane
Molecular function (GO): copper ion binding; primary methylamine oxidase activity; quinone binding
Source: RefSeq, a predicted model, not a curated record